This is a messenger RNA of Gossypium raimondii (Peruvian cotton), 759 nucleotides long. RefSeq lists its product as uncharacterized. The record is from RefSeq and is a predicted model, not a curated record. The transcript has a single exon. NCBI's taxonomy places the organism in Eukaryota, Viridiplantae, Streptophyta, Magnoliopsida, Malvales, Malvaceae. Bases 73 to 759 code for a protein of 228 amino acids. Gene Ontology annotation, molecular function: RNA binding.
AGGUGUAGAAGAGGGCUCCGUCUUGGUGUAGCUUACCCUCCCAAUUAAUCCUCCAUUAACAAAGCAUUAAAAAUGGAUCGUUACCAGAGAGUGGAGAAGCCGAAAGCAGAGACACCCAUUGACGAGAAGGAGAUUCGGAUCAGCAGUCAAGGCAGUAUGCGCAAUUAUAUCAGUCAUGCUUUGACUUUGCUUCAGGAAAAGGGCUCUAAUCAAAUAGUGUUUAAGGCAAUGGGAAAAGCCAUUAACAAGGCUGUAGCUAUUGUAGAGUUAAUUAAGAAAAGAAUUGUGGGUCUUCAUCAGAUUACAUCAAUUGGAUCCACGGAUAUAACUGAUAUGUGGGAGCCUUCGGAAGAAGGACUUGUUCCAUUGGAGACCACUAGGCAUGUGUCCAUCAUUAUCAUAACCCUUUCAAAAAUAGAACUGAAUAUGUCAUCUGCCGGGUAUCAACCUCCAUUACCAGCUAAUCAGGUGAAAGCGGGAUCUCAUAAUGACCGAGAUGGUAGAAGAAUGCCAAGGAGUAGAGGGAAUGCUGAGUAUGAGGAUGGAGGCAGGAAUCACAAUCGUGGCUACGAUCGAGGAAGAGGACGAGGUUCCCGUGGCCGUGGCCGUGGACGUGGUGGAUACAAUGGACAACAGGCUGAUAGGAUGGAAGAUGGAGGCUACAAUUAUGAAGCCCCUCCCCAAGGUGGUCGUGGCAAGGGAUAUCGUGGAAGGGGGCGUGGGUUUACAUCUAAUAGGCCAAUUCAGGCAGCCGCGUAA